Thalassophryne amazonica is the source of this 5007-nucleotide messenger RNA. It is a transcript of the gene b4gat1, whose product is annotated as beta-1,4-glucuronyltransferase 1. Gene Ontology annotation, molecular function: glucuronosyltransferase activity. The record is from RefSeq and is a predicted model, not a curated record. NCBI's taxonomy places the organism in Eukaryota, Metazoa, Chordata, Actinopteri, Batrachoidiformes, Batrachoididae.
GCUAACGUUAGCCUGCUUGGCUUGGAAUGAAUUUCUCGAAGAAUGUUCGGCCUUCAAAGUGGUGCUGAGCGUCGCUUGCUGAUCGUGGCGCUCCUGCAGCUCAUCUAUUUGUCCUUCCUGUCCAGGUUUCACGGGAAGCAGCAGCGGUACCGGUACUCGGAGCUGUUCGGAGGCUCGGCGGCUAAAAAGAAUGCGCAGCAGGCGGAGAAAAACUCGAGGAAAGAGCGGCUCCGGUUCUCCCUGUCCACCGGGGGCAUCUUCGACAACAGCGGUCAGUACCGGAUCUACAAGAACCUGAUCAAAAGUGAUUUCACCACCGACCAGAAGCCAGGACUGGACCCCAGCUCCCACGUCCUGGCUUUAGCCACCCACACCACCAUCAACAACCUGCACCAGCUGGAGUCUCUGGUGGACCGGUGGCAAAACCCGGUGUCUGUGGCCGUCUUCGCUCAUGGCCAAGAUAUCAAGUUUGCCACAGCUCUGGUGUACGCGCUCGGCUUCUUCUGCCCUCAAAUCCAAGCCCUGGUGGACAUCCACUUGGUGUGUCUGUCAGGCGAGAUGGCCAGUUUUCCUGAGCAGGAUCGAGAACACUUCACCGGCCUUGAGGACUGUAAUUCUGUCUUCUCCAGGCUGGAGAGCCACAGGGACAAAUACCAGAACUACGCCAUCAGCGGAAACAUCUCAUACCCCAACAACCUCCUCCGUAAUGUUGCUCGCAGCGGCACAGAGUCCUCCUACAUCCUGGUCAUCGACAUUGACAUGGUGCCCCAGUUGCUGACCUCCACCAGCAGUUCUUGGCCAUGAUCAAGAGACGUGAGCCAAUGAGGGGACGAGGUGUUUGUGUUGCCAGUCUUUGAGAUCCGUCAUGCAAGGAAGAUGCCAGCUACCAAGUCAGAGUUGGUUCAGCUGUAUCAGGUCGGCGAAGUUCGGCCGUUUUAUGAAGAGUUGUGUCCUCGCUGCCAGGCGCCUACCAACUACUCACAGUGGUUAACAGAUACUCAGGGGGGUGACACUCUGGAAGUUGCCUACACACUCACCUGGGUGGACCCCUGGGAGCCCUUCUAUAUUGGGCCCCGCACUGUGCCUCUCUAUGACGAGAACUUUAAGCAGUAUGGCUUCAAUCGCAUCAGCCAGGCCUGUGAGCUCCACGUGGCCGGCUACAGGUUCUCGGUGCUGAGCUCUGCCUUUGUGGUGCACAGGGGCUUCAAGAUCCAGGGUGAGUUCCACCCUAGGAAAGACGAAGAGAACAAACACAACCGGGUCCUCUUUCGAAAUUUCAAAGAGACCCUGAAAACCAAAUAUCCAUCCUCAAACCGACGCUGCUGAGUUUAGACUAGAACUCGUGUUCCUGCCUGAAUCUGUCUUUUUGCUCCUAUGAUGGACGUGGUACAUUACCUCCCAGCAAGCAUUUCCUCAAACCUAAUUACCCAGCUGUGGUUUCUUGUGACAAUACUCCACUACUAAUUUAACCUCAUCUGUUUCUGUAUUCCAUUUGUGUGAUCUCUGGAGGUUUCUCAAUGAGAUAGAACAGAAGACUUGACUCUUCACUGACCACUAAGCAGCUGACAUUAUUAGUGCCUGUGCUGAAUGGAAAAUGCCUCAUUUGAAGCUGAACGUAACACAAAAAAGCAUGUACCAUCUGUAUUCUAAAAUACUUUAUGGCAAAUGUAUCAUCUCUGAACAAGAUGCCAACUUUCAAGAUUUUCUAAGGAGCAAAUUCUGCUGGAUUUCCUACAUUUCAUAUUGGCUGAUCAAAAGCUGCCUUAUCCCUUUGAUCGGGGGUCACCAAUCCUGCCCUUGGGCCUGGUUUUGUGAGGCACUGCUAAGAGGGACAACACUCCCACUUUAGUCAGACUAAAAGUGGGGCCAUACUGUGGGUACAGACUAGACAAGUUAGAUCCAUCUGACUCUACUCCAAAGGUCUAAAAUUUGGAAAACUCGUGUGAGGUAGUUUAAGCCUGUUCAUCCUGGUCUAAGGCCAAGAUUGAUAGGAGGCAACGGUUAUGGCCACAGAGGGUUUUUUUUCUGAGAUCACAACUCUCCAGAGUUGUUCAUGAUUGGGAUCCUAUAUCGGAGGGGGGUGACAACCUAAUGAUUUUUAAUUCUGUCUGUAGCAGGAUCCAGUGACCCUUGAAUUCGUUUCAUAAGCGUGUACCUCGGUUUAAUGAGAAAUCGACUGAUUGACACCUCUGGGCCUUUAGAGGUUUGUGACAAUAAGUGAUGUAGUUUGACCACCAGAUGGCAGCAGUCACUAGAAUGUUCAGUUUAUAAUUUAGUCUGAAGAAUCAUGACAGCAGGAUGCAGGAUGACAACACCGACUGGUCGUCAUUUUCAUUAUCACUUCAGGGCAGCUCUGUAGUAGCAGAAUUACAAUCAGAGCAUAUGAGUUUUUCUAGGAUGUCACUGUAAUUCUGUUACCAUAGAAUGAGAACGAAAGGAUCAUUGUGAGAGCAUAUGGCAGCUAUUAGGAGACAUUACACAAUACUACUAUUUUACAGACUGUGGACAACUACUGUUUAUUUGUUUGUUUUGAGCACUGAUGUCCAGAAAAAAUAAUCUCUCAAUAAGUGUUUGGGUUUUUUAAGCUUUUUAGUAUUCUCAGUUUUAAGUCUGGAUAUAUAUAUAUAUUUUUUCUUUUAGUUUUGGGUGGUUAGAUUUAAUUUAAAGAUAUUUAGGUCAGAUGAUUAAAUCAGUGUAAUUAAAUAUUUAAUUCUGCAAGUUUUUUUAAUUAAACUUACACUAUUAUUAACAAUGUAUUUACAAGUUGUAAAGACUGCGCACAUGUGCUUUUUGUUCAAAGAGAGUUUAACAAGAAAUAAGAACCAAUGUGUGUGAGUGUGAAUUCUCCUUUUUGUCUAAAGGUUCUGUUUUUUUGCAUAAAUAAGACUUAGGUGGUAACCUGUGUAUUGGUCAAACACUAAGCUAGCAGCAAACACUUUAUCUAAAGCUUUCAGGUAGCAGUUUUAAUCAUAUAAGAACCUCUGAAUCAGUAUCUCCAGUAGUUUGUCUUCUUCCUGGAAAUAUAAUGUUAGCAUUUCUUCUCAUUGCGUGAUGUUAACGUUAGCAUUUCUUGUCAUUGCGUGAUGCUAAGGUUGGUGCCGUGGCUGUAUUGGUGGGAUCAGGUGUCGUCAGCGAUUCAGCUAAAAGUUAAAGUUUAGUUGCACUAUCAGAUGUGAUUUAUCAGCGGUUUCAUUUCUCCUGCACCACCUCACUUUGGAGGCGGGGCAUAAGCAGCAGUUCUCUUUCAGUUAAAGCAAUAAGCACAGGAACAAUUCCUUUACCGGAGAGCUAAAUUUUUGUAGGCCGCAUUGUCACAGUGUUUAAGGUAUUCGUGCGACAAACCUUUUUUUUGUUUUUGAGAAACCAGAGGUCCUCAUUUAUAAAACAGUGAUGAUUCAUGACUAAAACUGUGUGAACAAAGGUACAUAAGAAUUCAUUUCACCUGAAUUAUAAAACCACAUGUAAACAUGGCCCUCUUAUAAAUCUCAAUCAUCAUAUGCACAUUUCUGCUUCCCUCUCCCAUCUUUAGCCAUGAAUGGAUGUAGACACUGCAAAUGGUUUGCAUUUAAAACAUUGUGUGCACCACAGGUUAUUAGACACAGAAAUGGGGAAAAACAACAAUGAGGGAGAAGCACAAUUUCACCAAAUAUAAAACAGUCACCCAACAGAUAGAUGGAUAAAAGGAAACGUUGGGGGUGGGGUUGGUUCUGGAAUAAAACAAAAUUAAAAACUACUGAAAUGGGGGAAGUAAUGGAGGCAACAAACACACACAUCACAUAACCAUGACUAUUUUUAGUAUCCACACUUAACCAAAAAUACAUAUAAAUAUCGGGGUUGAUUUAAAACAUAUAAGUGCACACAGUUAUUUACAAUUUAGUGUAUGUGUGAACAGAAUUAAUAUUUAAUGAUUAAUACAAGCUCUGGCACUGGGUACUUUGUCUUCUAUUAAAUUACUCAACUUAUUUUUAAUUUCCACUUUUCCAUGUCAGUCUUGACUUGUGAAAAAUGUGUACGUACGUAGGUCUGAAGUAUACAUGAGGUUCGCACAUACUCACGUUCUGUCUGUAAAUACCUGUUCAUGUGGUUUUCAGUUAUAUAUAUGUGGCCUGUGGUGAUUAAAUUAACUUGGUGACAAACAAAAAGUACAUUCUGACCACUUUAAGUCGUGCCAUAUGACAAAUAUCUCACUAUAUGAGCUAAUCUGGACAAAUUAUCUACAGAACAGAACAUUAUUUAUGUGUAGAAUGUGGAUAAAUCUGAGUAUGGCAGAACUUUAUGUAGGCCAUCAUUACACAUCAGGAGAUGUAAUUUCAAUAAAAAAUACUGAUUACUUGUUAAAGUUAGCAGCUUAAAUCAACAAUGAAUAUACCAUUAUUCACAACCAAUGGUAGCACGCUUAGGUGAUAGAACAAAAUACUGUAUAAUGGAAAUGUUACUCAUUUUAAAAUAGAAAAUUAAAUGACUGAUGUGGGAAAAAAGAUCAUUAUUCUGUAACCUACUGGUUCUUAUUAACAGUAUUAAACAAAAUUUUUGUUCCGUCUUUGACAACUGUACAGAUGUAACUUUAGUGAAAAUUCAUAUAUCUCAUAUGUACCACAAAGUCUGCAUCUACACGAUUUGUUAUGAAAACUGUCAUGUAAUUGUUGAUAUUUGGAGAGUUUUAUUUCAUUUGCGUUUUUUUCUUCACCUGUUGUUUUCAACAUAUUUGAUACUUUUUUGAAUAACUGGAAUUAGUGCAACAGAUUUUCCAAAAUAACCCCACGCAAAAAAAAAACUGCAGCAGAUUUAUUUUUAUGUUAUUUAUUCAUUUUAUUAUCACUGCUGUUUUGUGAAGAUUGUUGUGGACAGUAUUUGUUUUUGAACCACUAUAGAGUUUUUAUUUGGGUUGGUACUGACAAACUACUUCAGUGAUCUGCUGUGGUGAUUUAUUAUUACUUGGAAUUGAUACAUGUGUAUUUAUUGAUGCCUGAUUUGUAUUUUGGAAUUUCAAUAAAACUGACUGGAUGA